Messenger RNA from Pecten maximus, 1655 nucleotides. RefSeq names its product glycylpeptide N-tetradecanoyltransferase 1-like. NCBI's taxonomy places the organism in Eukaryota, Metazoa, Mollusca, Bivalvia, Pectinida, Pectinidae. The transcript is spliced from 13 exons. The record is from RefSeq and is a predicted model, not a curated record. The coding region runs from base 10 to 1638 and encodes 542 amino acids. Gene Ontology annotation, cellular component: cytoplasm. Gene Ontology annotation, molecular function: glycylpeptide N-tetradecanoyltransferase activity. Gene Ontology annotation, biological process: N-terminal peptidyl-glycine N-myristoylation.
UUAGAAAGCAUGGCGGAUGCGGACUCUCUGCAUGACAUGAGCUCGGACUUAGAUCAAGAUCCAAGUGCUGUAGACGCCGAUGUUGACGACGAUGAAGUGUCCGAACAAGGGCUUGAAGCUGCAUCUAGGAAGAAAAAUAAGAAAUUUCUUAAAAAGAGGAAACACAAAGAUAUUGAGAGGUCAAGUGGUGACUCCGACAGUCAGAUAGUGAAUGAUGAUGAAGACCAUGGUGUAAGGGUUCCCAUACUCCAUAAUCAGAACGAGCAAAACCAGUCAGGAAUGGAGGCGGACUCAGAGAGUCAGGGAUCUGGAUCCAAAGGAUCUGAAAAUGGACAGAAAAAGGAAGUUGGAGCUUCAGGUCCACUGACUGAGGAUGCACCAGAAACAUCAUCUCUGUCAGGAUUACAGAGGAUACAGAAAGCCGUUGAGCUCCUGUCUAUGGCACCAGCCGCACCCAAAAAUAUGGAGGAGGCAUCCAAGAAACGCUAUCAGUUCUGGGAGACACAACCUGUACCAAAGAUAAACGAGAAGAUCCAGACGACUGUGAAUGAGCCUAUAGAACUGGACAAACCUGUGGAAGAGAUCCGAAGUGACGCAUACACCCUUCCUGGGGGCUUUCGAUGGGAUACACUAGACCUUUGUGACCCCCUCAUUUUGAAGGAGCUGUACACCCUACUGAAUGAGAACUAUGUUGAGGAUGAUGACAACAUGUUCCGCUUUGACUACUCCCCAGAAUUCCUACAGUGGGCCCUGCAGCCUCCAGGCUGGUGUAAGGACUGGCAUUGUGGGGUGAGAGUUAUCAAGAACGACAAGCUGUGUGGGUUCAUCAGUGCCGUCCCGGCAAACAUCAAGAUGUAUGAUAAAUCAAAACAAAUGGUAGAAAUAAAUUUCCUGUGCGUCCACAAGCGGUUACGAUCAAAGCGGGUGGCGCCAGUACUUAUAAGGGAGAUAACUCGGCGUGUCCACAUGAGAGGACUUUUCCAGGCGGUGUAUACUGCGGGAGUUGUCCUACCAAAACCGGUGGCUUGUUGUAGAUAUUGGCACAGAUCUUUAAAUCCUAGGAAAUUAAUUGAAGUGAAGUUUUCACACCUAAGUAGGAAUAUGACUAUGCAGCGGACUCUCAAGUUGUACAAAUUGCCAGAUACACCAAAAACGCCUGGAUUUAGGAAGUUUACUCCAGCAGAUAUCCAGGAUGUUCAUGCUCUGCUGGCAACUUAUUUGCAGGGUCUAGAUUUAGCACCUAUAUUUUCUAUGGAGGAGUUCAAGCACUGGUUUAUACCCCGACCUGGAAUCAUUGAUAGCUAUGUGGUGGAGAGGGACGGAACAGUUACAGACUUUGUGAGCUUUUACACUCUACCAUCAACCGUGAUGCACCACCCGACACAUAAAUAUCUGAAGGCGGCAUACUCCUUCUACAACGUCAGCACAAAGACACCCUGGAACGAUCUGAUGCAGGAUGCACUAAUUGUGGCCAAGAGUAUGGGAUUUGAUGUAUUUAACGCCUUAGAUUUGAUGGACAACAAAGAAUUUCUGGAGAAGCUUAAGUUUGGCAUUGGAGACGGAAACCUACAGUAUUACCUGUACAAUUGGAAGUGUGCUCAGAUGAAUCCAGAACAGGUGGGAUUAGUGCUGCACUGAUGAAAUAGAGUAAAGAA